CAUUUCUCAUGUAUAAAUUAGAAUAAUAAAAAAAGUCUAUGGAGUUGUGAUCAUCAUAACCACAAGCCUCCAUAGACUCCCUUUAUAUUGGCCACCUUUGAACACUAUCAUCAUCUUUGUCGGCCAAUUUUAAUUGCUCCCCUCUAUUCUCCCAUCAAAUCCCACUCUCAAUCCUCUCUCUCUCUUUCCCAAACCAAACCACAAAACUAAAUAUAUCAUAUCAAACUCAAAACCAAAACCAAAACCAAAAAAUCCUUUAUAACACUAUUCCAAUACAAAAAAACCAAAAACCAAAUACCCUCUCUCCCUUAUACUAACAUUCAAUAACAAAAUCCCAAAUUCAAGUUACUACAAAUUCUUAGUACUAAGUUACUAGUAACCAAAUCAUAUUUGUAUAGAUGAUGACACACCAAGAGUUCAUGACUCUUCCGAGAAGUGCAAGUACCAGUAAUGCCAGAGGUUCGAGAAAAAUCAUUCCGGCAACGGCGACCCACUUCCGUUCGUCAUCCACGACGGCUCUUUCGCCGGAAAAUUACGGAGCUUUCGAUAAGCUUUUAACUAGAAGCCGAACUCAUCAUCAUCAUCGUCAUCAUUCUCCGGUAACCCAUCAUAAUUUUACCAAGACUCACAUUAAGCUCUCUUCAAUUUUCCGAUCACUUCUCAAUAUUCUCUCUUUUCCCGCCAUAUUCCCAACCUGUAAAUGGCUAACGAUCCCAUCUCACCUCUCUGUAACCCCAUCACUGGGCCGGAAAGUAACCGGCACACUUUUCGGUAACCGCCGCGGCCACGUCAGCUUCGCCGUACAACUCGACCCGAGAUCCGAACCCGUUUUGUUACUCGAGCUUGCGAUGUCUACUGCCUCGCUGGUUAAGGAGAUGGCAUCGGGGUUAGUACGAAUAGCACUCGAAUCGGAGAAAAUCCCGGCGGCGGCCGCGAACGGCGGUGGUCGGAAGCUUUUUCAAGAACCCACGUGGACUAUGUACUGUAAUGGAAGGAGGUGCGGGUACGCUGUGAGUCGCACGUGUGGGGAUUCAGAUUCGCACGUGCUUAGCACUGUACGGAGCGUUUCGGUCGGUGCCGGAGUUAUUCCGGUGGUGGAGGAUGAUGAUACGAAGAAGAAGAGUACUGAGUCAGAGGGCGAGUUGCUUUAUAUGAGAGCGAGGUUUGAACGAGUCGUGGGGAGUCGUGACUCGGAGGCUUUUUACAUGAUGAACCCUGAUGGUAAUGGUGGGCCUGAACUCAGUAUUUUUCUACUUAGAUUAUGAGGCCCAAGCCCAAAUUUGAGCCCAUAAUGAAAAGCUCAUUUGUAGGUAAAUUUGGAGACUGUUUAAUUAAGAAUUAGUGAUUUGAUUAUCUCUCUGUAUUGUAUUGUUAAUUAUUAUGUUUUUUUUUUUUCUAUAUACGGGUUUUCUUUUGUAUGAUGUAAUACUACUAUAAUGAAUUAAUUAUCUUGUUAAAAUAUAUAUUUUAGGGCUUAAAAAAAAGUUUAAACUUUGUUUAAUGAGAAUGUUUGAUUAUGUUGUUGAUUAAUAAUUAAUUAACUA
Cannabis sativa is the source of this 1544-nucleotide messenger RNA. RefSeq names its product protein MIZU-KUSSEI 1. The record is from RefSeq and is a predicted model, not a curated record. The transcript has a single exon. Bases 399 to 1265 code for a protein of 288 amino acids. Gene Ontology annotation, biological process: hydrotropism. NCBI's taxonomy places the organism in Eukaryota, Viridiplantae, Streptophyta, Magnoliopsida, Rosales, Cannabaceae.